Ectocarpus siliculosus is the source of this 3186-nucleotide messenger RNA. The record is from the annotation of a GenBank genome assembly. Lineage: Eukaryota; Phaeophyceae; Ectocarpales; Ectocarpaceae.
AUGUCACAGGCAGAGGGCACUGCAGAAUACCCGUGGGAUGAGCCAGAGCCUGCGCAAGAGACGUUCAACGCUUUCGGGUCAGACGAUGACUCUGACGACGAGAUGCCACGCACGCCCGCCUCUCGCAGACCCAGAGUCGGCGGUAGUCAGGGGAGCGGUGCUCGUGGGGGCAAACGAAAGGCUGGCAGCGAGGCACCUCCGGGGGCUGGGUCGACAGCGGCGGCUGUCGGCGAAGGAAGUGCUGGGAACGGCGGCGGCAGCAGCAGCAGCCGUGACGAUAGCUUGAGAGUUUCGGGCACGGAGGCUGAGGACGGGGAGACGGAGGGCGGGAGAGAGGCGGGAAGAGAAGGAGACGAUCGGGAGAAGAGAGAGAGAGACAACGAUGACAGCAGCAGCACUACGACCACCGGGACAUCGGCUCUCCCCGCUGGCGACACGGACCUCGAGGACAAUAACAGAGCAGCGGUGGAGGCUCACGUCCAGAGGUGCCUAGAUGAAGACGAUGACGUUCAGGUAGUCGAUCCCCCCGGCACCGCCGCCGCAGCGCAAGGGAGGGGGAGCGGCGCGAGAGGGGCUGGUCCGUCGCAGGGGGCCGCUGGCAGUGGCAGCGGCUCCAGCGAAGGGCAGAGUGCCGCGGGAAACGGCAGCGGCCCCAGCGAAGGGCAGGGCGCUGCUGGCAGUGGCAGCGAUGCCGGCGAAGAGAAGUGCCUCGUGUGUGGCAAGCCGUUUCCGGUGGAGUCGCUGCAGAGCCACGUGAACCUCUGUUUGGACAACCAGAUCAAGGUGGAAGAGGAGAGGGAGAAGAAAGAGAGUCGGGCUAAGAGGCAAAGCAAGUCCGUCCUCCUCGUUUCUCGCCGGUACGAUCCCACGGGGACGCGUGCUCGAGGACCCCGCGUCAAGAGCGAGGACACCAAGGUCGACAUCAAACCCGAACCUUCGGACGCCGCCGCCGCCGCCCCCGCCGGAGGUGGUGCUGCCGUCGACAACGGCGCUCCGCCCGAGUGUAGUCCCAGUAAACCGUCAGACGGCGUCGAGCGGAAAAGAAGCGGGAGCGGCUCGGGGGCAGGAAGGGGCGGGGGCGCGGCGGGUAAGAGGAAAAAGGGGUCGGGGAGCGAUCGACCGAGGGCGCAGCAGCAGAAGGAGAAGGUUCAGGACAAGCCCGAGGGAAAGGGGAAGGGUCGGCUUUUGCCCCCCGGCGCCAGCGGGCGGGGGUUCAAGUGCCCCAAGAAGCCGAGAGGGUGCGGCGCGAUCAACACGGAGUCAAGCCAGAGGUGCUGCAAGUGCAACAUUCGCCUGUGGACGUUGGCCAAGCCCAACGGCGGCACGGGGCCCCCGGUGAGGUUUCGGGUAGACGACCUCGUCCGGUGGUGGGAGCUCCCCUACAUGGCGGUCCCAGGGAAGGACGGGAGGAAGCAGCAGUCCUGGGGACGCGGCAAGUGCGAGCACGUCGAGGCCGGGAGCGAGGUCAACUACAAGAACGGCAAGUGUCACUCCUGCCACGAGGCCAGGAAGGGCGGUGGCGGUAGUGACCCCAUGGAGGAGGAGGAGAAGCGCGUGGAGGACAAGAGCGUCAAGUGCGAAACCCCCGGAUGCGAUAGCGGCCAGUACGCGCUCGGCGUGUGCUGCGCCUGCUUCGACCGGCACCGGGAGCGGAUAGCAGCGAUUCGGACAGCGGCGAAGAAGAAGCGGCAGUUGCAGGAGAAAAAUCCCCCUCCUUGCCGAGCGUGCGAGGAAGCCUCGACUUCUACCAACGCCGUUCCCUCCCUGCAGGGACUUCUAUCGGAAACGCAGCACGCUGAGUGCGUGCGAAUCGCCAACGGGACCAAUUCUGGAGACGAUAACGCCUCGGUGGAUUCUCUGGACAACUCCGACACCGGCAGGUGCUCGGAGUGCGGAAUUGUCGGCGGCGAAGGACGUGACAACCAGCUGCUGCUGUGUGACGGCAAUGGCUGCCCCAUCGCCACGCAUAUGAAGUGCCUCGACCCCCCGCUAAACGAGGUCCCUCGAUGGCUGUGGUACUGCGAUGCCUGCGUGCUAGACAAGAACGCGGAGCUGUCGGAGAGGGGGUGCAACGCUUGCGGCAGCACGGAUGACGACGAGAAGAUCCUGCUCUGCGACGGCCCCGGGUGCAAUAGCAGCCGGUCGGACCAAAACGGCCCCACUGGUCCCCGAACAGGUUCUCGUGGGAAAGGCAGGCCGUCAGGGAAACGGAAGAGGGGCGGGAGGUUCAGCAACGGCGGGAGUGGGAGCGGGAACACGGGGGGGGCAUCGUCAAGGAAACGCUCAGCCCACGCUGCCUCCGACGCCGUUUCUCCCCCGCCGGACCUCUGCGACCACCCUGCUUGCCUCCUCGGCAGCGGCACCGAUGCUAGCACGGCCACCGUCUCGCGAGCCGGGGCUGCCGGGGGCUCCGCGGCUGAAUGCGGGGGUGGGGGGCUGGAGUUUCUGGCUCGGAAGGAGGUGGAGCACCAGCGGUGGCGGUGCAAGUCGGACAAGUGCCGGGGUAACUCUUACCACAUGAUGUGCCUCGAGACUCGCGCCGGGGGGGAGCCGCCGAAGGCGGGCCGAGACUCUCGUUCGGAAGGCGGCGGUGGUGAUGACGGCGGAACGGAGAUGCGUGGGACUACUGCGGCUCUAGCGACCGAGCGUCUUGCCGGCGAGGCGGAAGACGACGAGGACGACGACGACGACUCCAGCGGCAGCGAGGGCAACGUCCGCAACCUGCCGCCCGCUGGUGUCGGCGAGGAGUCGGGCGUCGUUCUCGAGAUUGGAGAAGCGGAUGCCGUCGGCAAGAGGUUGACGGCGAUCACAACCGCGGUAGCGGUGGCGGCCUCGAUCACGGGCAUGAAAGUCGUCGCCGUGGCGGGGGCGUCGUUACCGGUGGUGGCGGAAGCGGCGGCAACGGGGGUUGCGGCGAUGGAUGUGGGUCCGGUGAUUGGAUUGACAGCGGCGGCGGCGGCGGCGGCGGCAGCACCAGAAGAGGAGGAGUUGUGGGGUUGGAGGAGUGACUUCUUGUGUCCGGAGUGUGGAGGCGUUGUCGCUACCCAGGAAGAGGCAACCCUGGCGCAGCAACGAAUCGUGCGCUAUAGGACCUUCAAGGCUGCGCUGUCCAGAUCCUUCUUUUUUGAGUUCGGGAAAGAGAGUUUUUCUGGGCGCGCCAGUGUACACCUCUCGGUAUCUGUUUGA